CCGAAGAACCUCAUCACUGCUCUCUUUUUUAAAUUGGGCUUGUUUGGUGAUGGCAGCCCUGUCUGUGAAUAUUGCCACAGACAACAUGUUACUCCAUAUCCUCUUUCUUUCAGGUGCUUUGGCUACUUGUCCUCAAGAGUCAAACCUCUUCAUUACUGUACCACAGAUGGAAGCUCUGAGUGGGUCUUGUUUACAAAUCCCAUGUAACUUUAGCGCUGAACCCGAAAUACCGCUUAAUAACAGCAAUUAUGUCGGACUCUGGACUAUAGAUGAUUCUAAUCAUAAACCAAACAUUGUGGUUUUCAGCAGUAAAAACACAGUUAACAUCUAUCCAAUGAAUAUUACUGGAAACCUGAGUGAGAAAGACUGCACCACUUUAUUUUCCAGUUUAAACAUAAAUUACACAAACACAUACUACUUCAGAAUUGAGACCAACGGUACAUUCAGGGCAACAGCUAUUUGUGAUCCUCUUCAAAUAACAGUUACAGAUUCCCCCCCGAUCCCCAGAAUUGAGAUCUCAGGUGAUCUGAAGGAGAAGGAGUCUGUCACUAUAAGCUGCUCAGCUUCCACUCCCUGUCCACACUCCCCUCCUAAACUCACCUGGAAUCUCCAACAAGACCCUCCCAACAACAUAGAGGAGAACACAGAUCGGACCUUCACAACUAAAAUCCAGGAGACCAUCACUCUGUCAGACACACAUGAUGGAUUCACCAUCAACUGUUCUGCCACAUAUCCUGUGAAUGAAGGAAGAGAAGUCAAGACAGCAGAGGAGAGAAAGACUCUCAAUGUUUCAUAUGCUCCCAAGGACACCUCAGUGUCCAUCAGUCCAUCAGGUUUGGUGUCAGCAGGUAGCUGGGUGAACCUGACCUGCUACAGCAGAGCCAAGCCUCCCGCCAGUUUCAGCUGGUUCAAGAACAGCAAAGAUGGAGCCAUCAGAGUAGCUGAAGGAGACUUUUACAGCUUCAAUGUCACUGAUGUCACUGAUGGAGAUUAUUACUGUGUGGCCACAAACAAUCUUGGUAAUGAAACAUCAUCAACAAUCCAUCUGAAUGUUAAAGCUGAAUCUCCUGAUCCAUCUCUACCAUUGGAGCCAGUUAUUGGAGGAAUCAUUGGGAUCAUCGUUCUCAUCUCCCUGGUGAGUCAAACAGGUGAAGAGCUGACUGUUAAAGAGCCAGCAAGAAAAACACAAGAAGAAGAAGAAGAAAAAGAAGAAGACAUCCAUUAUGGAGAGAUCGACUUCUCCAAGCAGAGACCUGAAGCGUCCUCGUCCUCGGAGCAGGACAGUGGACAGCAGCAGGACACGCUGUAUGCACAGGUCAAAGUGUCCCAGACAGCAAACAGCCGAACACAGACUGCUGACAGUCCAGAGGACCUCUAUGCUCAAGUGAAGAAAAAAUAG
This is a messenger RNA of Perca flavescens (yellow perch), 1399 nucleotides long. Its product is annotated as vascular cell adhesion protein 1-like. Bases 50 to 1399 code for a protein of 449 amino acids. The record is from RefSeq and is a predicted model, not a curated record. The transcript is spliced from 7 exons. NCBI's taxonomy places the organism in Eukaryota, Metazoa, Chordata, Actinopteri, Perciformes, Percidae.